Messenger RNA from Olea europaea var. sylvestris, 721 nucleotides. RefSeq lists its product as uncharacterized. The annotation marks the transcript as partial. The record is from RefSeq and is a predicted model, not a curated record. The transcript is spliced from 2 exons. NCBI's taxonomy places the organism in Eukaryota, Viridiplantae, Streptophyta, Magnoliopsida, Lamiales, Oleaceae.
UCGCUCGCUUUGUCGGCUGAGCUACGGCUUCAAGGCUCCUUAGUUAAGGUCUCGGCAUUCUUGAUCAAGCAAUCGAAAGACAUGGGCAAAGUUGUAGAUGACAAAAACAUGUUAGAGCAACAAAGGCAAACAAAAAUGAAACUGCUGAUUUCAUGGCUGCCUUUGCUAUGCCGUGCAAGCAAUGGCACUGAUGCACCUGUCCUCAGCAUCAACGAAAGAGCCGAGCUUGAAAAGAUAUUGGAGGAGAUAAUCGAGACAUUAGAACAAGAAGACGAGCAAGAAAGAGUGCUGUCACUAUGGCUCCAUCAUUUCACUCGAUGUCCAUCCUCGGAUUGGCCUAACCUCCGUGGUUGCUACACUCGUUGGCUCGAUGCUUCACGCAGUAUUCUGUUACGCCAAUGAAUGCAGCUAUGUGUCUAUCACUAGACAAUGUUGAUGCGAGAAAAAGGUCACCACUUCAGAUGUGCAAUUAUAUAUGAUAUGAUAUUUAAAUUUUCUACAGUCGGGUUAUUUCUGGUGUAAAUAUAUUAUUAGCUCAUCGUAAGCUGACUAAUAUGUAGAAAUUUAUAGCAAUGUUUUAAGAAAUAUGAUUAGUUAAUAAUUAGAUUCUUUCUUGCUACUGGCAUUAUGCUGUGUUACUUAAUUGGGUUACCGUUGUUGGCACCCAAAUUGUGGAUGACAUUUGCUGCUGCUAACAUGAUUUGCAGGAACUACACUAUUA